UGUAGUAUUUUAUUUGGAUCUCAGGCUUAUAUAUGUUUGACUCAUUUGCUGUAAACACAGUCUUAAAAAUACUAGAUGUGCACUUACAUUCACCCCCAAAAAAAACCCCACAUGUCUCAAUCUCUUUUUUUGGCUUUCAACCCCAUUUCACACCCAGUGUUUGGGAAGCUACUUUGAAAGCACAGGUUCUAACUAUAUCACACUGGAGGAAGAUGAACUGCAGCAAAGCAAACCUAGGAAGAAAUCUAGUUUGGUUUACUAAAGCUAGUUCAAAUUAAAUUUAAAACAUAAUACAAAAAAGUCACAUGCCUGUGUAAAAUGCCACUCAGUUCAGUUUAAAAAAAUGCUCACUUGUUCACAGGUCAUAUAUGAACCAAAAAAUUAAAUACCCCACUAUUACUGGGUAAAUGCAGGGAAUGUCAGCUUUGGUUUUGUACACAGUGUCCAUCAGUCAGACUACUUCCUUCAGAGACUAGAGUUCAGGUGGGAGUAUUACAGCAAACGGGAUUACUCAGUUAACCAGGUAACUUCUAAAAGUUACUCUGAACAUUUGUUAAUAAAUGGCAAUAAUCAAUACCUCUGACAAAUUGUGGUGAAAGGGAGUUCAACUACAGUAGAAAAGCAAUGGUGAAACAAAAUGGAGAAAAAAAAGUCUGCUGAGGCCCAGAACUGUUUGAGGUUAUUUUCAGAAGUUAACUACAGAAUCAUUAUGGCGGUACGGCAUACAGUGGUUAGGAUUGUUGCCUAACAGCAAGAGGGUUCCUGGUUCGAAUCCAAGGUGAGGGAUUUGAACCCCCACAUGCAGAGUUUGCGUGUUCUUGUGUUGCUCAUGUCAGAGUGGGUUUUCCCUGGGUUCUCCAGCUUCCUCCCACAGUCCAAAGACGUGCAGGUUAAUUGGUGACUCUAAAUUGCCCGUAGGUGUGAAUGUGAGUGUGAAUGGUUGUCUGUCUCUAUGUGUCAGCCCUGUGAUAGUCUGGUGACCUGUCCGGGGAGUACCCUGCCUCAUGUCCAAUGUCAGCGGGGAUAGGCUCCCCGACCCCCAACAGGAUAAGUGUUACAGAAAAAGAAUGAAUGAAUCAUUAUAGAGACAUGAAUGUAGUUGAACUACCAGCAAGCUACUUCAAAAUGUAGUUGAACUACUUGUUUAAUUACAUGUAGUUCACUACACUCCAACACUGCUCACAGUCCCAGUCAUUGCAUUAAAUGUCCUCAGUUGUUUGCCUCCUUCUGUUACCCAACUGUGUAGAAACCACAUCUUUUACAGUGACUGUUUCACCACAUUUUUUGUUAAGUAUUGCAUCAGUGAGUUGCCACUUUGCUGCCCUUAUGAAGAUAUGUGCACAAUGCUUACCAGGAAUGAAGUAGAUUUUUUAAACAGUGUCAUUCAGUCAUUGAUUUAAAAUAGACAUAAACCCCUGGAGUGAUGUUCCUGCAGUCGUUGUCAGCAGAAACAAACCCUUCUGAAACAGUUUGGCCUCAGUUUGGCCUCACAGUUUGUGCACGUGUCUGCAAUAAGCUCCCCUCCUUUAAAAUCCUAUAAAUAGAAACCUGCUUUCAUUUUCAGACUGAAACCUGUUUGACUGCACUUUGAACACUAGUGUGAAGAGUGUACGAAGAGUUGCUUUAUCACAUGCUCACAUGUGAUUUCUAUGAACUUUAUUGCAAAAUCUUCCAUUGACAAUGAAGCUAGGAUCGUUUCCCACGUUCUAAACGAUCAAAAUUUUACCAAAAAGUCCGUAUCGUCAGCACAAUAUUUAUGUUAUGUCAGCAGUCAACUUGCCUGACCGGCAUGUGCAGUAGAGAGCAAUCACAUGUAAAUCUGGGCAGUCCUUACUUCCUUCUUUUAACUCACAUAUAAGUGUGCUGCAGCUUCUUUCAUAAACAGCCUCGUACCUUCUCAAAUACUGAUAGAGCCUCGACUGGCUGCUGGACAUUGAGGUGAAAACAUGUCCAUUACAGGAUUUUCAGCAUAUGUGUGCUUGUUUUUUGCCUGCUGCUUCUGCUGCAGCAAAGCCAUGCCAACUAAAGUCAACCAGGAGGCUGUGAACGACAGGCCUGUGAUCGGUGUUUUGACUCAGAUAGUCACAGAUGAAAUCUUGAAACCAUUUGGGAGGACGUUCAUACCUGCCUCAUAUGUGAAAUUCAUUGAGUCUGGGGGCAGCAGGGUGAUGCCCAUCAGAUUGACUCUAACUACCGCUGAAUAUGAGGAUAUCUUCAGUAAGAUAAAUGGCUUGCUCUUAAUCGGGGGAGCAGCAGAUUUGGAGACGUCAGACUUUGCCAGGGUGGCGAAGAUUUUCUACACAUUUGCUCUAAAGGCAAACGAUGAGGGCGACUUCUUCCCCAUCUGGGGCACAUGCAUGGGUAUGCAGCUUCUGACCGUAUUGGUGGCUGGUCAAAAUCUGCUCACAAAGACCACAGCUGAGAACUUAGCGCUGCCCCUCAACCUAACAGAAGAGGCCGGCUCUAGUAGGAUGUUUGAGGGUUUCCCAGACGAGCUGAUGAGGGCUCUGACCCGGGAGCCUCUGACUGGCAAUUUUCACCACUAUGGCCUCGCAGCAGAGACCUUCCAUGAAAACGAGAAGCUGCAGAGUUUCUUCUCUGUGCUGUCUACAAACGUUGCUGAGAACGGAGUCCAGUUUGUCUCGACUAUCGAAGGUAAAAAAUAUCCUUUCUAUGGAGUCCAGUGGCACCCAGAGGUGAAUCGUUUUCAGUGGAACAGAAAGCUGAACUUUCCUCACUCCGCUCACGCUGUGCAGUUAUCUUCUCUGCUGGCUGAGUUUUUUGUCAAUGAAGGAAGGAGAAGUUUACAUCACUUUGACAAUCCUGAGGAAGAGGCCUCGUCACUGAUUUACAACGACACGCCUGUCUAUGCUGCAAACUUCACAGGAUAUGAGCAGCUCUACUUCUUCUGAACUUCCCCGUCGUGUGUGUCCCUCUGUGAAUGUACAGCACUUUACACGGCCUAUGAUGGUUUUAACAACAGCUGGGCCUCUAAACAAAUACUUGUAUAUGCUGUUAUUUCUUUUAAAGUGCUUAUUUGCUUAAAUAAAGUCAGAUAUUUUUCA
Messenger RNA from Epinephelus lanceolatus (giant grouper), 3065 nucleotides. It is a transcript of the gene gghl, whose product is annotated as gamma-glutamyl hydrolase. Gene Ontology annotation, biological process: tetrahydrofolylpolyglutamate metabolic process. Gene Ontology annotation, cellular component: vacuole. The record is from RefSeq and is a predicted model, not a curated record. NCBI's taxonomy places the organism in Eukaryota, Metazoa, Chordata, Actinopteri, Perciformes, Serranidae. Gene Ontology annotation, molecular function: gamma-glutamyl-peptidase activity.